This is a messenger RNA of Asparagus officinalis (garden asparagus), 1547 nucleotides long. Its product is annotated as 5'-nucleotidase SurE. The transcript has 10 exons. Gene Ontology annotation, molecular function: nucleotidase activity. NCBI's taxonomy places the organism in Eukaryota, Viridiplantae, Streptophyta, Magnoliopsida, Asparagales, Asparagaceae. The record is from RefSeq and is a predicted model, not a curated record. Bases 147 to 1094 code for a protein of 315 amino acids. Gene Ontology annotation, cellular component: cytosol.
UUCACCGGGAAAAAAAACAUUCAUUUCCCACUCCCACCAACCCAAAGAACGAAGACUUUCUUACACCUCCCCCCCACUCUCUCACCUAUAAAAAACCUUUGCCUCUCCGAAUCCUGUUCAACGCUCACAUUACUCAAACAAAAGCAAUGGACGGAGCAGCAGCAGGGAUGGCAACGAAGCAGACGGUGUUGAUCACCAACGACGACGGCAUCGAUGCUCCCGGGCUCCGAUACCUCGUCGAUCUCCUCGUCGCCUCCGAUCGGUACCGCGUUCUCGUCUCCGCUCCCUCGGUUGACCAGUCAGGCGUUGGUCACGGGAUUACUUGGCGUCAUCCUCUUUCUGCCAAGCCUGUUCAGAUUAAAGGGGCUACUGCUUUUGCAGUCUCAGGAACACCUGCUGACUCUGCAUCUUUAGGAAUCUCUGGUCUACUUUUUGAUGGCACAGUUCCUGAUCUGGUUGUCAGUGGCAUCAAUAUUGGUAGCAACUGCGGAUAUCACGUUGUUUACUCUGGCACAGUAGCUGCUGCUCGAGAAGCUUUCAUAUAUGGCGUCCCUUCUGUAGCUUUAUCACAUAACUGGAUAAGAGGUAAAAGCACUCUUGAUGAACUCAAACAAGCUGCAGAAGUCUGCAUUCCAAUUAUACAUGGAGUAAUGGCUGAGCUCAAGAACAAGACCUUUCCUGAAGGAUGUUUUUUAAAUAUAGAUGUGCCAACAGAUCCUAUUCACCACAAGGGUCUUAAGCUAACAAAACAAGGAAGAUCUAUGAUCAGAAUUGGGUGGAAGCAGACAGAUACAGUUGCAGGAGGAACAGAGAGCUAUCAAACAGCAAACGUGAAUGGAGAGUAUGUUGUUGAUACAGCAAGCGGUGCAUUCCCAACGACAAUGGAAGAUGAACUUUUGUUCAAGAGAUUUAUCAAGGAAGAGCCUAGCGAAGGAGAAGGGGCAGAGGAAGAUGUUGAUUUUAUCGCACUUCACGAGGGAUAUAUUACAGUCACACCUCUCGGCGCCCUUUCUCAUAGGGAAACAAGUGAUUUACCUUAUUUCCGAAGUUGGCUGACACACAUGGCUGAUUUUUCAUCAUCUUCUUCCUUGUAAAAAGUGAGUGACGAGAGAAAGAAACUGAUGAUGAAGCUAGGAAGAUUACGUACCAUUGCUUUCUCAACAAUUCCAGCGACAAACGAGAGCUAGCUGUCCCAGAAAUUAAUCCUUCAUAUAAUAUAUUUAUGCUAUUAUAAUUGGUCUUUUCCUUUAUAAUUGAAGACAAAUAUUGGACGAACUCUUCCUCUUACAUUUUUUGUCAAGAGAAUGCUCCAUCGGUAACUUCAUUGAAGCAUUCGCAAUUAUUUGUCAGUUUUAUAUGAAAUGACUAUGAUUUUUGAUUUUGAGUUUGUUGCUACUUAUUACUAUGAAUUUAGCGUCGUUGAUCCACAUGAUUGAAAGAUGUAUUAUUCUAUAUUUACCAAACGAUGUGUUAAACCUGUAAUUGAGGAUAUAACCGUUAGAUGCUUGUUUCUAAAUUUUUUUAUCCAUCGUGAGCUAGUUCUCUGU